This is a messenger RNA of Coccinella septempunctata (seven-spotted ladybird), 393 nucleotides long. RefSeq lists its product as uncharacterized. The record is from RefSeq and is a predicted model, not a curated record. Bases 1 to 393 code for a protein of 130 amino acids. The transcript is spliced from 2 exons. Lineage: Eukaryota; Metazoa; Arthropoda; Insecta; Coleoptera; Coccinellidae.
AUGUUCGCAGUAGUGGAAUUCACCACGAAGGAGGUAUUUGAUGUACCCCUAAUAUGGAUAAGGGACAGCGAGAACUGCCUGUGGCCACCAAAAUGUACAAAUCAAUCAAUCAAUAAAAUUGUGCAAGCUUUAGAAAUACCGAAGUCAGAGUGGACACCACACCCAAUCCGAAAAAUUCAUUUCACAUCUGAAAAUAUCACCGAUGCAAGAAGGAAAAUGGACGAUAUAAUUGGUACAGUUUCCACAGAUAGCGGGGCUGUUGAAAAUAUUAAGGAAUCAACGCAAAUAUUUGAGACCCUGGUAAUAUGGAAAUUAGCUUCCAUAUUAUGUUCCAGAAAUGAAGGUGCUGAUGAAACGUUUCAAAAUACAACUCUUGUAGAUAUAACAUCUUGA